Molecule: messenger RNA, 1116 nt
Organism: Trypanosoma brucei brucei TREU927
Lineage: Eukaryota; Euglenozoa; Kinetoplastea; Trypanosomatida; Trypanosomatidae
Exons: 1
Coding region: 1-1116 (371 amino acids)
Biological process (GO): reciprocal meiotic recombination
Cellular component (GO): nucleus
Molecular function (GO): double-stranded DNA binding
Source: RefSeq, a predicted model, not a curated record
AUGAACAAAUCCGCAAAAAAGAAGGGUCUCUCCAUGGAAGAAAAGGUGUCGCGUAUUGAAACUUGGUUUGUUAACAAUCCGUCGCCUUACACGUUGAAAGAUUUAAUUCAAAUUCUACCCAAGGCGACGGGCGUGAUCCCACAGUCCGUGGAAGAGUGCAUGGAAAUCCUUGUCUCGGAAAAUCGUGUGCGGCAGAAGAAAGUGGGUGUUCAUGUUCUUUUUUGGCGUUUUCCCCAAACUGCUACCCAACGGUUGGCCGGCUCUAUGGGAGAGAAAACAACAACCACAGAAUUAGCCAAAUACCUUAGUAUGUCAGAAGAUGAGCUUCGGACGGAACUUCAAACUUUGAAGAAGACAGAGAAAGAUAUUCGUCAGCGGAUAAAAGAGACUCAGGCAUCCAUUGGGGAUGACAACGCUGUUCAAAAGGAUGCAGAGCAAAUACGAAGUCUUCAGGGUGAAGUCAAGAUACUGGAAGAGCAACUCAAUCAACUUGCCCUGUUGGAUCCAGCAUUCGUUGAAAAACUGAAGGCCGCAACAGUGGUAGCGUGGGAAUCUGCCAACCGCUGGACAGACAACAUGUACUUACUUGAGCAGCAUAUCUCACGGAAGAUGGGGAUGAGUGCACGGGAGCUGCGUGCUCAGCUGCAGCUUCCUCUAGAGGUGGAAUACAUUGAGUAUGAUGAGCUUCUGCCGUCAGCAACGAGUGGGGGUAAAUCAGCAUGUACAUCUUCAGGAAAUUCUUGUGCGUCACCUCUAAUCUGCACCGUCGAUGCCACUCACGGGGGAGGCAACAGUCAAGAAGUACCGGCAGCAUUCCACAUUGAGGAAGGCCACACCCAAAAUAUCAAUGAGGAAGCGGGGGAAGCAUUAACUGAAGGUGGAUGUGAUGUGAAACCUCAUGAAGACGUUGAGAAUGAAACCUCUAACACCUUAAGGAAGGAGAGGGAUGGAAAGAAGCGUGGCAGGGGGAGACCUCCACUGGAGAAUGCUAAGAAAGAUGACAAUAUGGUUAAUGCUCCCUCAGUUAAAAAGAAAAAGAAUGAAAAGGACAGACCACCUGCUGCGAGUAAUACUGAUGCACUCACGCCGGCCAGACAACGGCGUUGCCGAAGGUAA